AUGCAUUACAUUCCCUCAAAAUCAUUCCAUCCCUCCCCCUGUUUUUUCCAUUUCAUUCCCUUUUCACCCUUCAUUAACAACACCACAACCCAUUACCGUUGCCACACCCGCCGUCACCCACCUUCGCCGCCGCCGCCACCGCCACCGUCGCUGCUGCCACCCACCUCCAUCCCCGCCACCGACGUUGCCACCUCCGAUCACCACCACCACCCACCUUCGAUCAUCGUCACCACCAUCGCCGCUGCCACCUCCGUUCACCGCCACCGUCUCGACUCACCUCCGCCAUCGCUAUCAACCACCACCACCCACCGCCACCACGCUACCACCUGCCACCACCGUCGCCACCGCUACCACCUCUGA
Molecule: messenger RNA, 360 nt
Organism: Helianthus annuus (common sunflower)
Lineage: Eukaryota; Viridiplantae; Streptophyta; Magnoliopsida; Asterales; Asteraceae
Product: velvet complex subunit 2-like
Exons: 1
Coding region: 1-360 (119 amino acids)
Source: RefSeq, a predicted model, not a curated record